AUGGGAAAAGAGAUUCAACUCUGUUUGGUUGCUUCGGUUUUAGCCAUGGCUUUCGUCUCCGUUAGUGAGGCUGCAUCAACGCUACCACCGGAGAGCAAACAACUGUCGAGAAAAUUCUACAAGAAGCCAAUUAAUGGUACUUGCCCUAAUGUGGAGACUUAUGUGAAUCACCAAGUCCGGUUUUAUUGGAACCUCGACAAGAGCAUUACUGCCAAGUUCCUUAAGUUGCUUUAUGCAGAUUGCAUGGUCAAUGGUUGUGAUGCUUCAAUCUUGUUGGAUGGUCCACAAUCGGAAAAGAAGGCGUCACAAAAUUCAGGGCUUGGAGGCUUUCUGAUUAUCGAUAAAAUCAAGCAAGUGAUUGAAGAACGAUGUCCUGGAAUUGUAUCGUGCGCUGAUAUUCUCAAUCUUGCCACUCGAGAUGCUAUCCAUCUCGCAGGUGCGCCUUCAUAUCCUGUAUUAUUGGGAAGAAGGGACGGUUAUAGUUCGCAGGCUUCUUGGGUAGACCUACCUCAACCGUCAAUUUCAUGGGAAGACGGACUCGCAUACUUUCAAUCUAAGGGCUUAGAUAUUUUGGACUACGUUACCCUGCUAGGAGGACAUUCAUUAGGGAAAACACAUUGUCAAUACAUAAGAGACCGUCUAUACAAUUUCAAGAACACAGGAAAACCAGACCCCAGCAUGAAGAAAUCGUUUCUAAAUCAACUGAGAAAGGACUGCCCGAAAGAACGAAUCAAAGGACAAAGGGAUCAGCUGGUUUAUCUAAAUCCAGAUUCAGGCUCAAACUAUCGGUUCACAAACAAAUUUUACUCACGGGUUCAAACAAACCAAGCUGUUCUUGGUGUUGAUCAAGAGCUAAGAUAUGGAAACAUCACCGAUGAAAUAAGUCAGGAAUUCGCAAAAGAUUUCGAAGACCUGAGGAAGUCUUUCGCCUUGUCAAUAACCCGGAUGGGAGUUCUCAAGGUUUUGACUGGAUCCAAUGGAGAAGUUCGAAAAAAUUGCCGUACCCAAAAUCCUAAACGAUAA
Molecule: messenger RNA, 1023 nt
Organism: Impatiens glandulifera
Lineage: Eukaryota; Viridiplantae; Streptophyta; Magnoliopsida; Ericales; Balsaminaceae
Product: probable peroxidase 26
Exons: 4
Coding region: 1-1023 (340 amino acids)
Biological process (GO): response to oxidative stress; hydrogen peroxide catabolic process
Cellular component (GO): plasmodesma; plant-type cell wall
Molecular function (GO): heme binding; peroxidase activity
Source: RefSeq, a predicted model, not a curated record